AUUUUUAGAACACAUAUUAACACAUAUUACUUUUUUGCUAAUGUGAGAGUGUCAAACAUAUUUAAUCUUCAUGUACAAUCAAAGAAAUUAAUUACCUUAUUUCCUUUAUUGCAGAUGAAGCAAGAAAUCAAUUUAAAGAAUAUGUCAACACCUUGGCUACCAUUCGCAAUGAGGAUAACUUCGAUCUUGAUUAUCAUUCUGUCGAGCAGAGGGAAGAAGUGCCUGGUGCUGAAGAAGCGCUUCCGGCCCGAGGCGCAGCUGCCGCCGCGCGCCGCCGGCCGGCCGCGCCUGCGUCCGCGUCCGUCUCCAUGAGCUCGUCGUGCUCCGUGCCAGCCUGCUCUCCAUGUCGUCCGAGUCGCUGGCGUC
Messenger RNA from Gryllus bimaculatus (two-spotted cricket), 366 nucleotides. NCBI's taxonomy places the organism in Eukaryota, Metazoa, Arthropoda, Insecta, Orthoptera, Gryllidae. The record is from the annotation of a GenBank genome assembly.